GAGACGUGAAUAGUGUUUUAUGACUUUUAGUUCUUGUCUUACAUACCUUCCCCUGUCCUAUUCCCUGAUCGAACCAUUUCGAUUUUCUCACGCAAAAACAAAAGAAAAAAUAAAAAAAUAAAACGUGAAACAACUACCGCCAAACGCCGUCGUAAUAGAGUGGUGCGUUCUGUGCACUCGCCGUUUCUCAGAUUUGUUAAACGCUAUGCCGAGAGUUUCUGAGAUUUUUUUAGUAUGUGGCUUAUUUCUCAGCUUCUUUUCAGGAUUGGCGUUAUCGGCAGUGGUGACUUUGGAUUCGAUUGAGAUAUACAGAACCCAUGAGUUGUUGAAAUCUGUGAAGCCAGAUGUGUAUUUUCAAUGCAAAGGGGAGAACAGAACCCAUUUGCCGGAUGUGAAGAAGGCGAAUGAAUUGUAUGAAUUCAGAGGCGAAGAGUCUUGGCAGCCUCUAACAGAACUUUCUGAGAAAAAAUGCAAGCGCUGUGGAUUGUAUGAGAAGGAUGUAUUCAAGUCGGAUGAUAUAUUUGAGGAGUGGGAGUUUUGUCCUUCUGAUUUCAAUUCUGAUGGAAAAUACUUCAAAUUCAAGGACAAGGAAGUGAAUGCUACUUUCUCUUGUCCACAGUGUAUACCAUUUGCUACUGCAAACAAAUCGAGCUCUGAGUUGCAUAAAGGAGGAAAAGGAGUGCAUGUUGCUCUGGUAAUACUGAUCACUGCUGUUGUUUCCACUGUAUUGGUUUUUGGAUUGCUAGCUGUGUACAAGUAUUGGCAAAAGAAAAAGAGACAGCAAGAUCAAGCUCGGUUCUUGAAGCUGUUUGAAGAUGGGGAUGACAUUGAGGAUGAACUUGGUUUGGGAAUGUAAUAUGAUUGGUAAGAAUAGCUUCGUUUAAACUGUGUACAGUACAGUAAGUUGAUCUUACAGAAAUUUUGCUACUGUGAAGAGGAAAAAGGGAAAGAAAAAAAAAGCUAAUGUUAUUAUUGAUAGGGAGCAAUUAACUUUUUACGGAAGUAGUUUGACAGAUGGCGUUGCAAUGACAUAGCAUGUUAUGCAAUGUACAACAAACUACAAGUAGUUAAAGUGCAUGUGGUGCUUCAACAUGUUAUGAGAAACCCAGAACAAAUAGUAGAGAAGAAAAAAAAAAGUAUUGGUAUUUGCUAGAAAUUAUGUUGAGUGCGUUAUGUUACCUUCGAAACUGGGUCGAGUAUCUGAAAAUAGAGAAAGAAAGUGGUAUUGUAUGGUAUGUAUGUAAAAUAUAGUAUAGGUCGUAACUUCGAUUUCUGAUUUGUACAAACAUUUUAAUACAAUUGAAAAGGAGAUGUAAAGCUUAGUUAUAAUUUUAA
Molecule: messenger RNA, 1335 nt
Organism: Cannabis sativa
Lineage: Eukaryota; Viridiplantae; Streptophyta; Magnoliopsida; Rosales; Cannabaceae
Exons: 4
Coding region: 206-856 (216 amino acids)
Source: RefSeq, a predicted model, not a curated record